Molecule: messenger RNA, 697 nt
Organism: Hippoglossus stenolepis (Pacific halibut)
Lineage: Eukaryota; Metazoa; Chordata; Actinopteri; Pleuronectiformes; Pleuronectidae
Gene: serp2
Product: stress-associated endoplasmic reticulum protein family member 2
Exons: 3
Coding region: 111-308 (65 amino acids)
Biological process (GO): endoplasmic reticulum unfolded protein response
Cellular component (GO): endoplasmic reticulum
Source: RefSeq, a predicted model, not a curated record
UCCGGUGCGUGCAGUGCCAGCUUGACGCAGAGGUGCUGUCGUCCGCCUGCAGCAUCCGAGAAAUAACGGGCUAAAGCCAGCGGAUUUAUCCCGGGUUAUAUCUGCGGAAGAUGGUGGCUAAACAGAGGAUCCGCAUGGCCAACGAGAAACACAGCAAGAACAUCACGCAGAGAGGAAACGUGGCCAAGACGCUGCGACCACAAGAGGAAAAGUAUCCUGUGGGCCCCUGGUUGCUCGCCCUCUUUGUCUUUGUUGUGUGUGGAUCAGCCAUAUUUCAGAUCAUUCAGAGCAUUCGGAUGGGGAUGUGAUUCAGAAGGAGCCUCCGGACCCCUGCCCCACCCCCCCAUACCCUCACUGAGCCUGGCUAUCCCGCGCCUGCACACCGCCGAACCCCCUCCAGAGGCCCAGAGACUGACAGCAGAGGUUCAGACCCUCAGAGAAAGAGAGAAGCUUCCCUGACCUCCACCUCCCUCCUCCCUGUGAUCAGUGUUUACAGUGUUUACAGUCUGUGGUACUGACAGCUUUUCUAUGGACAAGUCGAAAAACCACGGCGGCUGGAGAACAUGCGCGUCUCAUCACUCACUUGGCACCUGUGUUCGUGAAAGUGUGAGACUGUGUGACAAUGUGCCAUAUCUGUCUGUGUUCGUCUGUGUUGAACCUUUUUUCAAAUAAAUGUCGAGCAUUUAGCGAGCAGCCA